Cicer arietinum (chickpea) is the source of this 1425-nucleotide messenger RNA. RefSeq lists its product as uncharacterized. Lineage: Eukaryota; Viridiplantae; Streptophyta; Magnoliopsida; Fabales; Fabaceae. Gene Ontology annotation, cellular component: ribonucleoprotein complex; cytosol. Gene Ontology annotation, molecular function: mRNA binding. The record is from RefSeq and is a predicted model, not a curated record.
UGAUCUCAGUUAGCUCAUUGAAAUUUGAGAUCAAGUCAAAGCACCCCACCCGCCAAACUAACUAGUCUCUGCAAUUCCAUUUUACAAUCUUUUCUUUUCCGUUUCAUAUUUUGAAGACUUCCAUCCCUCUGCUGCUGUGAUUGUUACCUGAAAUUGAGAUGAAAAAUGGAGAAUAUGCCUCCACCUGAACAAGUUGGUGCAUUCUUCGCUCCACAGUAUUACGGACUUCUUUCAAAAGAACCCAAUUGCAUGCACCAUUUCUACGCCGAACACAGCACCAUGAUUCUUGUUAAUGCAGAUUCCAUUACAACCGCUUCCGAACUUGAUCAAAUUCAUACUCUUAUAAUGUCACUCAAUUUCGUUACAAUAGACAUCAGUUCAAUUAAAUCUCUUGAAUGUUGGGGUGGAGGUGUGCUUUUAGUCGUCUCAGGAUCUGUCAAAAUCAAAGAUGCCACCCAAUGGCGCAAAUUUAUUCACACCAUGUAUCUUGCUCCUCAAGGAGACGGUUAUUUUGUAAUGAAUGAUAUUCUUCAUCUAAUUGAUGAUCAUCAUGUGACAAAUCAUACAAACCUUGUAGUUCCGGUUUCAUCCGAAGAUAUCGAUCCUCGAUUUCAUUCAGAGCAUCCACCACCCGCUACAGACACUGGUAAUUUGGAUGAAUCAGUAGUUAAAAAAAUUGAUGACUUAAUGUCCCUUAUGGUGAAUCACUUUGAUUUUCCAUCACUGCCACGACCACGAUCACGAUCACUUUUUGAUCUUCAAACCCCACCUACGGUCAGUGAACCUCUACCUACACAUGAGGAGGCAUCUUCAUCAAAUUCAUCAAGUGUUGCUAAUGCUGAUACAGUUCAUGAAAGUGUUGCUGCUACUAAGAUAGAGGAGACAUCUUCAUCAAAUUCAUCAAGUGUUGCUAAUGCUGAUACAGUCAAUGAAAACGUAGAUGCUACUAAGAUAGAACCUGUGGUUGUUCAAGAGGAACCUUCUCAGAUAUCUUACAAGUCUAUUUUAGUUUCACCUACAUCAGCAUCAACGCCGAGAGGCAGAGGCAAUAUUCCAAGGGGGCGUGGUUCUGAUGACAGUAAUAAUAAUAACAAAGGAAAGGGAAAAUCCGGAUACUAAUUGAUUGGGAGUAGUUCAGAAUUUGAAAAUGUCUCCAAAAAGAUUAAUGGAUCAAUCAAAAUUCGAGCUUAUAGAAAUGUAGUCUUAGUAUCUUUCGUGUUAUAGAAAUGACUUCUUUUAUAUGUUAAUAGGUCAGACCUUGUUUGCUUAUUUUGCAAGCAUAGAUCAAUUUGUUUUCCUUGAAUGGUUUCUAUUACACCAUUCAGGUUAAAAAAUUUGUGCAUGUAUGUAGUCAUAUACAAAGAAUUGUGAGGCUUUGUUUAAUUACAUAGUUGUUAGAAAAAGAUAAUUUUUGGGGAUAGAAAA